Messenger RNA from Carassius carassius (crucian carp), 1294 nucleotides. Its product is annotated as DNA-directed RNA polymerase III subunit RPC10-like. The transcript is spliced from 3 exons. Gene Ontology annotation, biological process: termination of RNA polymerase III transcription; DNA-templated transcription. Lineage: Eukaryota; Metazoa; Chordata; Actinopteri; Cypriniformes; Cyprinidae. Gene Ontology annotation, molecular function: zinc ion binding; nucleic acid binding; DNA-directed RNA polymerase activity. The coding region runs from base 136 to 462 and encodes 108 amino acids. The record is from RefSeq and is a predicted model, not a curated record. Gene Ontology annotation, cellular component: RNA polymerase III complex.
CUCAGAAUAGUGAGGAACAUUCACCCACCGCCAUGUGUUUCCUGUAGCGAGAAUGUGUUGUAAACACCAACUUCGGUUGCAUCAUAAAAAAAAUAACAGUAUUUAGUAUUCAGUAUUAUAUAUAACCGCUUGAAAAUGCUGCUGUUUUGUCCAACCUGUGGGAAUGUUUUAAUCGUGGAAGAGGGGCAGAAAUGCUUUAGAUUCGCGUGUAAUACAUGUCCAUAUGUGCACAACAUCACGAGGAAGGUGAAUAACAGAAAGUACCCCAAGCUGAAGGAGGUUGAUGAUGUUCUCGGGGGCUCUGCUGCUUGGGAAAAUGUGGAUUCCACUCCAGAACCUUGUCCAAAAUGUGAGCACCCAAGGGCCUACUUUAUGCAGAUUCAGACUAGAUCUGCCGAUGAACCAAUGACAACCUUCUACAAGUGCUGCAAUCUACAAUGUGGGCAUCGUUGGAGAGACUAAAUCAGAGACCUCGGUUUCUGACUUUGUUUGAGGCUCAGAAAAUGUGCUCAUAAUAGAAUAUUCGGUUUUCAUCAGAAGAUUUUAUAUUUAUUUCUUGGGAGCCAAAACGGUGGCAUAUAUUUGGAUUAAAAACCAGACACCCUUUAUGGAUCAACUACUUUAUUUUCACUAUUACAGAAUGUAUCAUUAUGACAGUAACUACAUGAUUUACAGCUUGGUUGUUCUGGCCUGAUGACUGUGUUUGUGCGUGCAUGUGCAAGUAAUAAAACAACUUCUCAUAUAUAACAGUUUAUCUUUUUAUUUGUUCAAAUAAUGAGUCCAUAAAUUUUGUUUUACAUACACAUUUAAGACUUGAGUUGAGCAUGGAAUCUGGUGAAGUGCCAUUUACUAUUCUCAAGGCAUCUAUCUACAGCUGCAUUCAUGUAACACAAGCUUGACAUCUAUUGUCUGCAACAGCAUCAAGUCACUUCACAAAGCAAGUAGACCUACGUAGACAAGAGCAUAUUAAAUUAAAGGGAGCCAGACAGGAUUGUGCACGUAAAAUCCCAUCAUGCAUACAUAUUUACAGGAGAUUAUCUUCUAAUAAUCAAACAGACAUCAUGUAGUUUUUGCAGAUGAUGGAGAGGUAUCUUAAUUAUAUUACAAUGAAAUAAUGGCAGAUAGGAUUAAGUCAUUUUGUCAGUGAGAAAAUAGUACAUCGGGAUUUCUGCUGGAUAUUUUGAAAUCAGAACUGAAUGUGGCUAAAGUUAUUUCUGUAAUGACUGCAUAUGGAAUAUAGAGCCAAUGUCAGUGUUCACUGGACAGAUCUGAUUAAAAAGAUAAUAUACAAUGA